AUGGAUCCCGUAUUAGGAAGUGCCCUCAUUGAUCCAUGGACCCGGGUUCACUCCAACCCAAUGAAAGGGCUGGUUGCGACGGAUUUUCUCCUUCUGCAUGGAGAGACUGUCCAACUGAAAGGGAGGAUCCCGUCGGAUGCCAAAGAUUUUGUCGUGAAUCUGGGCCAGGAUCGCGACAACCUCGUCCUUCACUUCAACCCCCGCUUUGACUACCAGACGGACGACAACACCAUUUUGAACACCAUCGUGUGCAACUCCUUGCAGAACGGCGUAUGGGGGAAAGAACAGAGAAUCACCGAUUUCCCUUUUGAGCAAGGUGCCAAAGUUCAGCUUUCCUUCACUUUUCUUUCUGCGGAGAUCAAGGUGAAGCUGGCAGAGGGUCAUGAGUUCACCUUUCCCAACCAGCUGGGCCUGAAGACCAUCGGCUAUAUCAGGGUGGAAGGAGACUUCAGAAUCAGAACCCUCAAAUUUCUCUAG
Messenger RNA from Zootoca vivipara (common lizard), 477 nucleotides. Its product is annotated as 16 kDa beta-galactoside-binding lectin-like. The record is from RefSeq and is a predicted model, not a curated record. Gene Ontology annotation, molecular function: lactose binding; laminin binding. Lineage: Eukaryota; Metazoa; Chordata; Lepidosauria; Squamata; Lacertidae.